AUGUCACAACAUGAAACUACUUCUGCUUCAAAAACUACUAAGUCUACUCACAAGGUUAAUGCUCUUUCCAUGGACAUUCACGAUGAUGAGAUUCUGGAUGUGGUUCCUCUAUCUGUUAUUCCCUGCGAGGCCCUUGAUUUAAACCAUCCCAUGGAUGCCUCAGCUUUUGCAUGCCCCAAUCAAGGACAUUUUGUGAAGGGAGUCUCUACUCCCCUGUCUAAAAUGUACCCUUCUCCUGAGGUUGAACAACAUAGUGAGAAGAAUGACGAUUCCUCCAGUUCUGAGAAGGACAUGGUUGCUGAAGGUUUGUGCUCCAUAGGGCAAACUGUGUCUGGUAAAGGAAUAUUUAUGGCAUCUAUAACUGCCAAUGCUUCCCACUCUGAGAAGAAUGAUGAUGCAAACGAUGUGAUUGACCUAGAUGAUGAUAGGUCAGAUGAUCAAGAGGAUAGUUUACUUCAUCACCUAAAGCCAAGUGUGGCUAAACGUAUGAAGACCCAAAAAGGAAAAUCUGUGGCUGAACUUAUGUCAGCUAGAAAAACUAAGAAGACUGCUGGUAUUGGUCCCUCCAAAUCUUGGAUCAAGGUUGAGGUGAAGAAAAGGAAGGUUAAAGAAGUUUCUGAGUCUGAAGAGGAUGUUGAGGAAGAUGUCCCUGACAUCUCCCCUGUGAAGAAAACCACUAUGAGGAAGUGCCCUGGUAAAGUUGUUGCUUGCUAUGAGAGUUUAGUUAAGGAAUUCAUUGUCAACAUUCCUGAGGGUAUUGCUGAUAAGAACAACAAGGAAUUUUGCAAAGUGUUUGUGAGAGGCAGUCAUGUCGAAGACAUUGUCAUGACAUCUGCCAUGAAAAAACCAGCCUCAAAAGUUGGAACUAUUGUUGAGCUGAAGGAGACUUGUAAAGAGCUGGGUGAAGGGAUAAGGGUAGCAACAGCUAGGAAAUAA
Messenger RNA from Lathyrus oleraceus (garden pea), 936 nucleotides. RefSeq lists its product as uncharacterized. The transcript has 4 exons. The record is from RefSeq and is a predicted model, not a curated record. Lineage: Eukaryota; Viridiplantae; Streptophyta; Magnoliopsida; Fabales; Fabaceae. Bases 1 to 936 code for a protein of 311 amino acids.